CUGCCGCCGCCGCAGCCUCGAUUCGUCCCCAAAUCCAGACGAGCUCGCGCGCCGCGGCAGCAGCAGCAGCAGCGGCCAUGGUCGGCUCGGCCGCGGACGAGCGGGUGUUCUGCCCGGACUGCCACCGCGCCACGGAGGUGGUCCUCGACCACGCCACCGGCGACACCAUCUGCACCGAGUGCGCGCUCGUCCUCGACGCGCACUUCAUCGACGAGGGCUCCGAGUGGCGCACCUUCAGCGGCGACGCCGGCGGCGGCGGCGACGACCGCGACCCCAGCCGCGUAGGCUCCACGGGCGACCCCUUCCUCGACGCCAAGCUCUCCACCGCCAUCGCCUACUCCAAGAACCCCAACGCCGCCGCCGCAGGCGACAACACCAAAUCCCUACCCAGGAUGUCGGUGCCCUUCGACGCCGCCUCGGCCUCCGACAGGGCCCUCGCCGACGCCUUCCGCGGCAUCGCCGACAUGGCGGACCGCCUCGGCCUCGUCGCCACCAUCCGGGACCAGGCCAAGGACACGUACAAGCGGCUCGACGACGCCAAGGGCUGCCCGCCGCGCGGCCGCGGCAAGGACGCCCUCUACGCCGCCUGCCUCUACAUCGCCUGCCGCAACCUCGGCAUGCCGCGCACCUACAAGGAGCUCGCCUCCGUCACCGCCGACGGCGCCGAGUCCCGCAAGGCCAUCGGCAAGAUGACGACGCACAUCAAGCGGGUCCUCGGCGAGGAGGGCGGCGGCCAGGUGCUCGACAUCGGCGUCGUGCGCUCCGCCGACUACCUGCGCCGCUUCUGCUCCCGCCUCGGCCUCGGCAACCAGGAGGUGCGCGACGCCGGGGAGGCCGUGCGGAGGCUCGAGCAGGGCCUCGACGUGCGCCGCAACCCCGAGUCCAUCGCCGCCGCCGUCAUCUACAUGGUCGUGCAGCGCACCGGCGCCGGUAGGUCCGUCAAGGACGUGGCCGCCGCCACCGGCGUCGCAGAGGGCACCAUCAAGGAGGCGCAAAAGGACCUCACCCCGCACGCCCAGAUGCUCUUCGCCUGAACACUUGCCGGAUGCUCGGUCGGCCGGCCCGCGUCCAUGACAUUAUUAACGCUUUGAUUUCUUGAUUCUUGGCAGGUCCUUGGCACAUGGUUGCCAUGUCCCGUCAUUACGUUUAGUAUGUUCUUUGCAACUACUACGUAUCUUGAGCUCGGACACAUGUCAAGUUUGUGUUGGACUCCGUUUCUGAGUACUGAAUCAUUCGUGAAUGAAUCUGUGCUUGAUUCGAUGCUG
This is a messenger RNA of Lolium perenne, 1265 nucleotides long. Its product is annotated as transcription initiation factor IIB. NCBI's taxonomy places the organism in Eukaryota, Viridiplantae, Streptophyta, Magnoliopsida, Poales, Poaceae. Gene Ontology annotation, cellular component: transcription preinitiation complex; nucleus. Gene Ontology annotation, biological process: DNA-templated transcription initiation; transcription preinitiation complex assembly. Gene Ontology annotation, molecular function: TBP-class protein binding. The record is from RefSeq and is a predicted model, not a curated record.